UUUCAUUGAUUAAUCACAACCGAAUAAUUUUCGUUCACACUAGUUGACUUUUUGAGCCUACCUCGUAUAACAGUGGAUAAUCCCCUCCCGCAAAGGUCAACAAACAAUACAAACGGGCGCGUUUUGAAAGUAAAUUCGUUUAAUACAGUGGGUCGCCCGAUUAGGUUAGGUUUUUAUAAAAAUUUCAAUACUAUUGAUCAACAACAGUUAAAAUGUUGUUCUCGGUAAUCGGUUUUGGAGUUUUCGUGUAUGGAUUUAUAUAUUUUAUCUUGACGUGCGUUUGUGACUGUGAUGUGGAAUUAAAGUUUUACGAAUUGUUUGGAAAGUCACCCAGACGUCUGAAAGGCAAAGUUGUGUUUGUUACUGGUGCUUCCAGUGGCAUUGGAGAACAUUUGUCUUAUUCCUUGGCCAAACAUGGGGUCAAACUAGUUUUAGCUGCUAGAAGAAACGACGAAUUGCAAAGGGUGAAACGAAAAUGUUUAGAUCUGUCCCGUGGCCAACUGAAUGAUACGGAUGUGCUCGUCCUCGUAAUGGACGUGACGGACCUGCAGUCCCACAAAAAGCAUUUCGACCACGCAGUAAGACACUUCGGAAAAAUAGACGUGCUCGUCAACAACGCAGGAAGAUCCCAGAGGGCCCUUUGGGAAAACAUCGAAAUGUCGGUGGACAAACAGAUGUUUGAAUUAAACGUCUUCGGAGUCGUGAACCUUUCCAGACUGGCAAUGGACCACUUCAUCAAACAAAAAUCCGGACACAUUGCGGUUGUUUCCAGUUUGGCCGGGGUUAUUGGAGUACCCUAUUCGGGGACGUACACCGGAUCGAAACAUGCCAUACAUGGAUAUUUUAACUCGUUAAGGAACGAAAAAUCGGGCCAGGGCAUUUCGGUCACGCUCUUGUGUCCUGGGCCAACUUUUACAAACUUUUUGCAGGAGAGUUUCACCGAAAAAAGUGGAGAGAAAUAUAAUCAAACUACCCAACCCACCGAUCGUAGGAUGACCGCAGAGAGGUGUGGUGACUUGUGUGCCAUAUCCAUUGCGAAUAAACUUCGGGAAUCCUGGAUGGGACUCUUCCCUUUGAUGCCAUUUACGUACACAGCAGUUUAUUUUCCUAAUAUUUUCAAUUUCGCCUUAAAAACUGUGGGGCCACAAACGUUGUUCAAAUUAAGGGACAGCAAGAAACUAGAACUGAAUGAGGGAAAAAUACACUAAGUCGGCUUUGGUGAUGGUACUGAUUCUUACUAAUAGUUAGAUUCCUUCUUUUUUCUUGGGUAAUGGUGGUGUAAUUAGAUUAUAUUUUACUAUGCAGAUCUGUCUCUUCUUGUAUUGUAAUUGAUUAUAAAUAUGAGACUAAUCUUUCUUUUAAUUUUUUAGACUAUAAAAGACAUAAAUGGACAAACAGACAGACACACCUUAAACUAUCUGACUUCUUAAAGACAGAAAUACAAGACUAUAAGAGCAGUAGUUUUAAGUUAAUAUUUUUAAUUAACUCAGUAGAAUACUAAUAAGUUUCUUUAUUCAGCAUAUUAUUACCUGUAUUUACAAUAAACGUUAUUGUUAAUUAA
Messenger RNA from Aethina tumida (small hive beetle), 1561 nucleotides. RefSeq names its product dehydrogenase/reductase SDR family member 7. Gene Ontology annotation, molecular function: oxidoreductase activity. NCBI's taxonomy places the organism in Eukaryota, Metazoa, Arthropoda, Insecta, Coleoptera, Nitidulidae. The transcript has 7 exons. The record is from RefSeq and is a predicted model, not a curated record. Bases 213 to 1208 code for a protein of 331 amino acids.